This is a messenger RNA of Aegilops tauschii subsp. strangulata, 606 nucleotides long. RefSeq lists its product as uncharacterized. NCBI's taxonomy places the organism in Eukaryota, Viridiplantae, Streptophyta, Magnoliopsida, Poales, Poaceae. Gene Ontology annotation, molecular function: 3'-5' exonuclease activity; nucleic acid binding. Gene Ontology annotation, cellular component: cytoplasm; nucleus. The record is from RefSeq and is a predicted model, not a curated record. Gene Ontology annotation, biological process: nucleobase-containing compound metabolic process.
AUGGCGAUCUCCCUCACGCAGUACGAACACCACCUCAGGCUCCAGCGCCACAAGAUCAUCGGGAUUGAUCUCGAGUACAACAACGAGCCUGAAGUGAUGCAGAAACCCGCCCUCGUCCAACUCUCCGUCGGCAAGACUCGGUCGGUGCUGCUCUUCCAACUGAGCGUCGCUGAAAGGUGCACCAUCUUCGACAACUUCCUUGCCGACCCUAGGUACACCUUUGUUGGCUUCUCCAUCGACGGUGACAAAACCAGGCUAGAGCGCAUCAAUCUGGAGGUCGCCAACUUCGUCGACAUCCAGAAGGAGUGGAGGGUGCCCGAGGCAACCAAGGAGUUGGACUCCCUUGCAAACAUCUCCGGCAUGCUCAUCGACGACUACUACAACAACAUGAAGAAGAUCAUCGACGAUGAACACAAGCGCUGGGCCACCCUGCCUCUGUCCAUGAGUCACAUCGAGUACGCGGCAAAGGACGCCUACGCAGCGUACAAGAUAUGGAACCGCAUCACCCUCACCCAGGAUGGGCUUCGCCGUGCAAAGCUAGAGAAGGAGGAACCCCCCAAGAAGCACGCCAGGAGAAGCUGGGGAUGGGGAGACGCUACCUGGUGA